AUGGCGAGCAACGUCCCCAUUUCUGGCGGCAAGUCGUCUGAGUUCACGGCACCCACGCCCCAAAAUACACCUCUGAACAAUGCGCCACUCACCAGAGAGGCCCUCUCGCGCCCGACAGUGGGCACCAUUGGCGAGGAGGGCGAAGAGACCGCUGCUCAGGACUCCGCCGCCGCGGCGCUGCAGGCGAACCCCGCCCUGGCCGGCCUGAUUCAGAACAAGCUCUCUGGCCUCGUCGGCCGCUCGUCGGGCUACAUUGAGUCGCUGCCACCCCACAUCAAGCGCCGCGUCGAGGGUCUCAAGGGCGUUCAUGUUGACCACACAAAGAUCGAGGCCGAGUUCCAAAAGGAGAUUCUCGAGCUCGAGAAAAAGUACGCAGAGAGGUAUCGUCCCCUCUACCAACGCAGGGCCGCCAUCGUUCAAGGCCAGGCCGAGCCUAGCGAGGAGGAGGUCAAGGCUGGGGAGGCGAGCGCCAAGGAUGACGACGAUGACGACGACGAAGAGGCUGACGGCGAGGAGAAGCAGUCGCUCGCUUCGGCCCCCGUCCCCGCCGACGCCGAGAAGGGCAUUCCCGAGUUUUGGCUCACUGCUCUCAAGAACCACGUCGCGCUCUCAGAGCUCAUCACGGAACGAGAUGAGGAAGCGCUGCGCGCACUCAUUGACAUUCGAAUGUCGUACCUCCCGGGCAGCCAGGCUGGUUUUAAGCUCGAAUUCGAGUUCGACUCGGCGCGCAACACCUUCUUCAAGAACAAGAUUCUCACAAAGACAUACUUUUACCAGGACGAGGUGGGAUUCUCUGGCGACCUUGUGUACGACCACGCAGAGGGCGACAAGAUUGAAUGGCUCGAGGACAAGGAUCUGACGCACCGGAUCGAGACAAAGAAGCAGAGGAACAAGAACACGAACCAGACGAGGACUGUCAAGCGAUCAGUGCCCGUCGAAUCAUUCUUCAACUUUUUCACGCCCCCAAAGCCCCCCAAGGCCGGUGCCGACGACGAGGAGGAGGAGGAGGCCGACUUCGAGGAGCUCGAUGAGCGCCUCGAGCUCGACUACCAAAUUGGUGAGGACCUCAAGGACCGCAUCAUUCCUCACUCGAUUCUCUACUUUACGGGCGAGGCGACGGCCUAUGAAAUGGACGAUGACGACUUUGAAGAUGAAUUCGACGAGGACGACGAGGAUGAAGACGACGAGGACGAGGAUGGGCAACAGCGCCCGGCGAACAUGGCCGUCAGCGCUGGCAGCCAGGCCGACCAGCAAGAGUGCAAGCAGCAAUGA
Molecule: messenger RNA, 1272 nt
Organism: Acaromyces ingoldii
Lineage: Eukaryota; Fungi; Basidiomycota; Exobasidiomycetes; Exobasidiales; Cryptobasidiaceae
Product: NAP-domain-containing protein
Exons: 4
Coding region: 1-1272 (423 amino acids)
Biological process (GO): nucleosome assembly
Cellular component (GO): nucleus; chromatin
Molecular function (GO): chromatin binding; histone binding
Source: RefSeq, a predicted model, not a curated record